This is a messenger RNA of Athalia rosae (coleseed sawfly), 948 nucleotides long. Its product is annotated as proline-rich protein HaeIII subfamily 1-like. The record is from RefSeq and is a predicted model, not a curated record. Lineage: Eukaryota; Metazoa; Arthropoda; Insecta; Hymenoptera; Athaliidae. The coding region runs from base 1 to 948 and encodes 315 amino acids. The transcript has 2 exons.
AUGGUUUGGACAGGAUUCAUACUUCUGUCCACCCUCAGGUGGAUCUUCAAGACAAUUCAGACUUCUGUCCACCCUCAGGUGGAUCUUCAAGACAAUUCAGACUUCUGUCCACCCUCAGGUGGAUCUUCAAGACAAUUCAGACUUCUGUCCACCCUCAGGUGGAUCUUCAAGACAAUUCAGACUUCUGUCCACCCUCAGGUGGAUCUUCAAGACAAUUCAGACUUCUGUCCACCCUCAGGUGGAUCGUUGGGACAGAAUUCAGACAUCUGUCCACCCUCAGGCGGUUCGUUUGGACAGAAGUCUGAAUUCUGUACUAACGAUCCACCUGAGGGUGGACAGAAGUCUGAAUUCUGUCCUAAGAAUCCACCUGAGGGUGGACAGAAGUCUGAAUUCUGUCCUAAGGAUCCACCUGAGGGUGGACAGAAGUAUGAAUUCUGUCUUAAGGAUCCACCUGACGGUGGACAGAAGUCUGAAUUCUGUCUUGAGGAUCCACCUGACGGUGGACAGAAGUAUGAAUUCUGUCCUAAAGAUCCACCUGAGGGUGGACAGAAGUCUAAAUUCUGUCCUAAGGAUCCACCUGAGGGUGGACAGAAGUCUGAAUUCUGUCCUAAAGAUCCACCUGAGGGUGGACAGAAGUCUGAAUUCUGUCUUAAGGAUCCACCUGACGGUGGACAGAAGUCUGAAUUCUGUCUUGAGGAUCCACCUGACGGUGGACAGAAGUAUGAAUUCUGUCCUAAAGAUCCACCUGAGGGUGGACAGAAGUCUAAAUUCUGUCCUAAGGAUCCACCUGAGGGUGGACAGAAAUCUGAAUUCUGUCUUAAGGAUCCACCUGAGGGUGGACAGAAGUCUGAAUUCUGUCCUAACGAUCCACCCGAGGGUGGACAGGAUUCAUACUUCUGUCCAAACGAUCCAUCGUCAGAAAUUUUCCGUAGAAACGACUCAGAGUGA